Messenger RNA from Anopheles cruzii, 1107 nucleotides. RefSeq lists its product as uncharacterized. The transcript has 3 exons. Bases 1 to 1107 code for a protein of 368 amino acids. Lineage: Eukaryota; Metazoa; Arthropoda; Insecta; Diptera; Culicidae. The record is from RefSeq and is a predicted model, not a curated record.
AUGACAGCUUUGCGUCGUUUUCUAUGCGAUAAAAUCCAGACCCCCACGGUCGCGAUGCGUAAGAUAACGCCCAUGUUUAACGAGUACGUGUACGGAGCGAUCCGCCGGAUCGCGGAAGAGCACGGGUUCACGCCGGAUCUGUUCUCGGUGGACUUUGACGAAGAGACGCGCCUGGAGUGUGACGGGUUCGUAAGUUUCGUGUUCAAGGCCAUCAUCAACGGGGACGACCGGGAGCUGACGUUGUGGUGUAAGGUGCCGCCGAACGAUGACGAUCGCUCGCUGGAGCUGUUCAAACGGGAGUGCUUCUUCUACCGCGAGAUUCUGCCGGCCUUCCACGACUUCCAGUGUGGAAAGGGUGUGCGGGAGGGUUCGGCCGACGGGUUCUUCGCCACACCCCGCUGCUACCUGGCGCACUGCGAAACCGACGGAUCCGAGAAGCAGGCGUUAAUCGUGCUGGAGUACAACGAGGCGUACGAGAAGUGGGACUGGGACAAGCUGGAACCGAUCAAUCUGGAACAUACGAAGUUGGUCAUGGAACAGUUGGGUUUCCUUCACGCGUUAUCGUUCGCGAUGAAGGAGCAACGGCCGGCGGCGUUCGAGCAGUACAAGCGCGAAAGCGGCGUUCUGAUCGAAGGGAACAAGCUGUUCACGCUGAUGAAGGAGUCGUUCGAUCGGGCCAUCGUCACGAUGAAGACUCGGUUCGAGUCGGAACAGGAGCGCAUCCAAGCCGUGAAGGACGCGGUGUACGAGGGCCUGAAGAAUAGCUGCCACCCGGUGACGGCGGACUCGUUCUGUGUCGUCACGCACGGUGACUGCUGGAUCAAUAAUCUAAUCUACUCGCACGAUCAGAACAACGUCGCCACCAGCGUCAUUCUCACCGACUGGCAAUCGUCGCGUUACGCUUCGCCCGUGCUGGAUCUGUGCUAUUUCUUCUUCAUCUCGACCAGCGAGCAGUUCCGACGGGAGCACAUGGACGAAUGUCUCCGUUGCUACCAUAGCGCUUUGGCCGGGCUCCUCGAGAAGCUGGGCGGUGAUGCGUCGAAGCAGUUUCCUCUCACCACCUUGCUGCGGUUAAUGAAACCCUUCCGCGAGCUGCUCGGAAGUUAG